AUGGAAUCCUUCGGGGCCAGCACGACGACGUUCCUCGUCGCUGACCCCGCCCCGCUCCGGAGCGCCUCUGUCUGCCGCGGCGCCCUGCGCGGGAUGCUGGCGGUGCUCCCACAGAUCCGGUCGCUGCGCCUCAGGGAGGACGAGUGGAACGCCGUCGUGCCCGAGGAUGUGGUGCCGGAGAUCGUGGGUGCGGCGGGCCGGGGCACCGGCAUCACCUUCUGCUUCCAUAUGGGGGUGCACCGCCGGGUGAUACACGACGAGCGGGGUCUCCUGAUGGCGUGCAAAGAGUGGCGGCUGGCGUCAACGGCGUUGGGAGAGAAGGACUGUGGGAUCUGCCUCGAUGGACUGGAGCAAGAGUCCGCCGCGCAGAUGACGGGCUGCGAGCACGCGUUCCACCGCCGGUGUAUUUCCGAGUGGAUCUCCAAGGCGACGUGCCCCAUGUGCCGGCGCGACGUCUGGCGCCCUGCCCUGCCGGAGAUCCUUGAACUGUCCUUCACCGGCGCGCCGGCUCAAGGCAUGCCAGAUAUUGAGUAG
Messenger RNA from Lolium rigidum, 534 nucleotides. RefSeq names its product putative RING-H2 finger protein ATL36. The transcript has a single exon. The record is from RefSeq and is a predicted model, not a curated record. Gene Ontology annotation, biological process: protein ubiquitination. The coding region runs from base 1 to 534 and encodes 177 amino acids. Gene Ontology annotation, molecular function: ubiquitin protein ligase activity. NCBI's taxonomy places the organism in Eukaryota, Viridiplantae, Streptophyta, Magnoliopsida, Poales, Poaceae.